This is a messenger RNA of Ilex paraguariensis (yerba mate), 11491 nucleotides long. The record is from the annotation of a GenBank genome assembly. Lineage: Eukaryota; Viridiplantae; Streptophyta; Magnoliopsida; Aquifoliales; Aquifoliaceae.
AACCCUCUCUCUCUCUCUCUAGUUUCUCCUCUCCCCAUCUGUUUCUCUCUCUACGCUCUGGGGUUUCCACUUUCUCUCUCUUUUUCUCUCUAUAUACAAUACAACGCUCCUCUGUACAGUGACUCCAACCUUUGGAUGUGCACGCACCAGUCGUCUCUCCCUCUUUCUCCUCAACCAGUUGAUAGAAGUAGAAAAGUAGGGGUGAUAUGGCAACCCUAAGAUCGAGCUUGCCAUCGAGUUUGCGGCAACUUCUGUCCAGCGAAGGAACCCUAGGCCCUUCUGUUAGACUGGACUCUGAGCCUCCUCCAAAAAUAAAGGCAUUCAUUGACAAGGUGAUCCAGUGUCCAUUACAGGAUAUAGCAAUACCUCUUUCUGGAUUUCGUUGGGAGUACAACAAGGGAAAUUUUCAUCACUGGAGGCCAUUGUUUCUGCAUUUUGAUACAUACUUCAAGACAUUCUUAUCUUCUAGGAAAGACCUUCUCGUGAUUGAUAAUAUUGACGAUGAUAGUCCAUUUCCGAAGCAAGCAGUUCUACAAAUUUUGCGAGUGAUGCAAAUCAUUAUAGAGAACUGCCAUAAUAAGAGUUCAUUUAGUGGCUUAGAGCAUUUCAAGCUCUUGCUUGCAUCAACAGAUCCUGAGAUUAUUGUUGCGACCUUGGAGACUCUUUCUGCAUUGGUAAAGAUAAACCCAUCGAAAUUACAUGCAAGUGGUAAGCUGGUUGGAUGUGGCUCAGUGAAUAGCUGUCUCCUCUCGCUUGCACAAGGUUGGGGAAGCAAGGAAGAGGGCUUGGGUUUGUAUUCAUGUGUUAUUGGGAAUGAAAAAACUCAAGAGGAAGGGCUGUCCUUGUUUCCAUCCGAUGUACAAAAUGAUUGCGACAAGUCUCAGUACCGAUUGGGGUCUACCCUUUACUUUGAGUUGCAUGGUGUUAAUUCUCAAAGUACUAGUGAAAAAUCCAGUGAUGGUGCAGUAUCUUCUGGCAUGAGUGUUAUACACAUCCCAGAUCUCCAUUUACGAAAGGAGGAUGAUCUGUCACUCAUGAAGCUGUGCAUGGAGCAGUACAAUGUACCUCCUGAGCACAGGUUCUCAUUGCUAACAAGAAUCAGAUAUGCCCAUGCCUUUCGUUCUCCCAGAAUAUGCAGGCUGUACAGCAGGAUUUGUAUACUUGCAUUUAUAGUGCUUGUUCAAUCUAGUGACUCCCAUGAAGAACUUGUUUCCUUCUUUGCCAAUGAGCCAGAAUAUACAAACGAGUUGAUCAGGAUUGUGAGGUCUGAGGAAACUAUUUCUGGAACCAUUAGAACACUUGCAAUGCAUGCCUUGGGAGCUCAGUUAGCUGCAUAUUCAUCAUCUCAUGAGCGGGCACGCAUUUUGAGUGGAUCAAGCAUCAGUUUUGCAGGGGGUAACCGAAUGAUUCUCCUUAAUGUGCUGCAGAGAGCAAUUUUGUCACUGAAUAACUCCAGUGAUCCUUCAUCUGUUGCCUUUGUUGAAGCACUUCUACACUUUUACCUGCUUCAUGUCAUAUCUUCUUCAAGUUCUGGGAGUGUUAUUCGGGGCUCAGGAAUGGUACCCACAUUUUUACCUCUUUUGGAGGACACUGACCCCACACAUAUGCAUCUUGUUUGUUUAGCCAUGAAGACACUACAAAAGCUUAUGGACUAUAGCAAUUCAGCAGUGACUCUUUUCAAAGAUUUGGGUGGGGUAGAGCUCUUGGCACAUAGAUUGCAGAUUGAAGUACACAGAUUGAUUGAUUCUGCUGGAGCAGAUUAUAAUUCAAUGAGUGUUGGUGAAUGCUCAAGAUUUAAUGAUGAUUGUUCGUAUUCACAAAAAAGGCUUAUCAGGAUUUUACUAAAGGCUCUCGGUUCUGCUACUUAUGCCCCUGCCAACUCUACAAGAUCCCAGAACUCUCAUGAUGUUUCCUUACCUGCCACUCUAUCACAGAUAUUUAGAAAUGUGGAUAAAUUUGGAGGUGAUAUUUAUUCCUCAGCUGUGACUGUUAUGAGUGAAAUGAUUCACAAAGACCCUACAUGUUUUCCUGCUUUGCAUGAGUUGGGUCUUCCUGAUGCUUUUCUAUCAUCAGUUGUAGCUGGAAUACUUCCUUCUUCGAAGGCUCUUACAUGCGUUCCUAAUGGUCUUGGGGCCAUCUGUCUUAAUGCCAAAGGCUUGGAGAGAGUGAGAGAAACCUCAGCAUUACGGUUCCUUGUCGAGGUUUUCACUGACAAGAAAUAUGUAGUGGCAAUGAAUGACGGUAUUGUUCCUUUGGCAAAUGCUGUGGAAGAGCUUUUGCGGCAUGUAUCUUCAUUGAGAAGUAUUGGUGUUGAUAUUAUCAUUGAAAUUGUGAACAGACUUGCUUCUAUAGAAGACAAUAAGUGUACAGGUUCAUUGGGAAAAGUCAAUGGAAGUACUGCCAUGGAAAUGUAUUCCGAGGAUAAGGAAAAUGUGGGCCCUUGCUGUGUGGUUGGUGCGUCAGAGUCAACUGUAGAUAGCAUGAGCGAUGAGCAGUUUAUCCAACUUUCCAUCUUUCAUGUGAUGGUACUUGUUCAUAGGUCAACGGAAAAUUCUGAAACAUGUCGAUUAUUUGUGGAGAGGUCAGGAAUUGAAUCUUUACUGAAACUUAUAUUACGGCCCAGCAUUUCACAAUCAUCGGAAGGGAUGUCCAUAGCUUUACAUAGCACCAUGGUCUUUAAGGGCUUUGCUCAACAUCACUCUGCUCCUUUAGCACGCGCCUUCUGUUCUUCUCUCAGAGAUCAUCUGAAAAAAGCUUUGAUGGGAUUCAGUGUGGCUUCAGGAUCAUUUCUGCUGGACCCGAAGAUGAUUCCGGAUAGUGAAAUCUUUUCUUCACUUUUUCUUGUUGAGUUCCUUCUGUUUCUUGCUGCCUCAAAAGACAAUCGUUGGAUAGCUGCAUUGCUUACAGAAUUUGGAAAUGGUAGCAAGGAUGUUCUGGAAGACAUUGGACGUGUUCAUCGUGAAGUUCUAUGGCAGAUUGCUCUACAGGAAGAUGCAAAGCUUGAGAUAGAGGAUGAUGGUGCCAGUUUGGGUGAUGAGUCACAGCAGUCAGAAUUGAAUACUAGUGAAGCUGAAGAGCUAAGAUUCAACUCUUUCAGGCAGUUUCUCGAUCCUUUACUUAGAAGAAGGAUGUCAGGAUGGAGUUUUGAAUCCCAGUUUUUUGACCUCAUAAACCUAUACCGUGAUCUCACUCGAGCUUCUGGUCUUCAACGACAAACUGUUGAUGGUCCUUCAAACAUGCAGCUUGGAGCCACUCAUCAACCACAUCAGCCUGGUACUUCUGAUGAUGCUGUGGCCAGUGGUAGAAAGGAAGAUGACAAGCAGAGAUCAUAUUAUUCUUCGUGUUGUGAUAUGGUGAGAUCAUUGUCACUUGAUAUUACCCAUUUGUUUCAAGAGUUGGGGAAGGUAAUGGUGCUUCCUUCUCGCCGACGAGAUGAUUUGUUGAAUGUGUCCCCUUCUGCAAAAUCUGUGGCUUCUACCUUUGCCUCCAUUGCAUUAGACCAUAUGAAUUUUGGAGGUCCUGUCAAUCAGUCUGGAUUAGAGGCAUCUGUUUCAACUAAGUGUCGAUACUUCGGCAAGGUUAUUGAUUUCAUAGAUGGCGUUCUACUGGACAAGCCGGACUCAUGUAAUCCAGUUUUAUUGAAUUGUUUGUAUGCAUGUGGUGGCGUUCAAUCAAUAUUGACCACCUUUGAAGCUACCAGUCAGUUGCUUUUUGCUAUUAACAGGGCUCCUGCUUCUCCUAUGGACACCGAUGAAGGGACUUUAAAGCAAGAUGAAGUAGAAGAGACAGAUCAUUCGUGGAUAUAUGGUCCCUUGGCUAGCUAUGGUAAACUCAUGGAUCACCUGGUGACUUCAUCCUUUGUUCUAUCUCCUUUUACAAAACACUUACUUGCUCAGCCUCUAGUGAGUGGAGAUAUUCCAUUUCCACGAGAUGCAGAGACAUUUGUGAGGGUCCUCCAGUCCAUGGUACUGAAGGUAGUGCUUCCUGUUUGGACUCGCCCGCAAUUUACAGAUUGCAAUUAUGAAUUCAUUGCAUCCGUUGUUUCCAUCCUUCGGCACAUUUAUUCUGGGGUUGAAUUGAAAGAUGUCAAUACCACUGGGGCUCGUGUAUCCGGUCCUCCACCUAAUGAAUCAACUAUUUCAACAAUUGUGGAGAUGGGAUUUUCUAGGUCCCGAGCAGAAGAGGCUUUGAGGCAGGUUGGAUCAAAUAGUGUGGAGCUGGCAAUGGAAUGGUUGUUCUCACAUCCUGAGGAAAUUCUAGAAGACGAUGAACUUGCUCGUGCACUUGCGAUGUCCCUUGGGAAUUCAGUAACAGAUACAAAGGAAGAUGCUGCAAAUGAGACUAGUCAGCAUAUUGAAGAAGAAAUUAUCCAACUCCCCCCUGUUGAUGAUUUAUUGUCAACAUGUAGGAAACUUCUGCAAAUGAAGGACUCUCUAGCUUUUCCAGUUCGGGAUCUUCUUGUAAUGAUAUGCUCCCAGAAUGAUGGUCAACACAGGGCCAGUGUUAUUUCAUUUAUUAUAGAGCAAGUGAAGUUUUGUGAUAACAUUACUGAAGGUGGAAACAGUAACAUGCUAUCUGCUCUUUUUCAUGUUCUUGCUUUAAUUCUUAAUGAAGAUGUUGCGGCAAGAGAAGUUGCUUCAAAAAGUGGCUUGGUUAAAGUUGCUUCAGAUCUUCUUUCAACCUGGAGUUCUGGUUCAUGUGGCAGGGAGACAUCUCAAGUUCCAAAAUGGGUCACAGCAGCUUUUGUUGCUCUUGAUCGGCUUGCUCAAGUGGAUCAAAAAUUAAAUGCUGAUAUCUCAGAGCUGUUGAAGAAGGAUGAUGUUGGUAGCCAGCCAUCUAUCAUAAUUGAUGAGGAUAGGCAAAACAAGUUGCAGUCAACUUUGGGAUUCUCUUUAAAACAUAUAGAUAUACAGGAGCAGAAGAGACUUGUUGAGAUCGCUUGUGGUUGCAUCAGGAACCAGCUUCCGUCUGAAGCGAUGCAUGCUGUUCUGCAGCUAUGUUCUGCUCUUACGAGAACUCAUUCCGUUGCUCUUAGUUUUCUUGAAGCAGGAGGCUUGCCUUUGCUGCUUUCCUUGCCAGCGAGUAGCUUGUUUGUUGGGUUCGACAAUGUUGCUGCUACCAUAAUUCGUCAUAUCCUCGAAGAUCACCAGACUCUUCAGCAAGCAAUGGAAUCUGAGAUUCGGCACAGUGUUGUGACUGCUGCUAAUCGGCAGACCAACGGACGACUUACACCCCGGAAUUUUCUCUCGAAUUUAACUUCUGUCAUUUCACGGGAUCCGGUGAUUUUCAUGCAGGCUGCUCAGUCUGUGUGCCAAGUUGAGGUGGUGGGUGAAAGGCCCUACAUUGUUUUGCUGAAAGAUCGCGACAAGGACAAAUGCAAAGAAAAAGAGAAGGAGAAAGAUAAGCAACAGGCUAAUGAUGGGAAGGAUGGUUUGGGUAGUAUGAGCUCAUUGGCUCCUGCAAAUGGGCAUGCUAAACAUACAGACACAAAUUCCAAGAGUGUGAAAGUUCAUCGAAAACCUCCUCAGAGUUUCAUAAAUGUAAUUGAGCUUCUUUUGAAUUCAGUUGUAACUUUUCUACCUCCAUUGAAAGAUGACACUGUGACAAGGGAUGGCUCAUCAACAGAUAUGGACAUUGAUGUUUCUCUUUGCAAGGGGAAAGGAAAAGCUGUUGCCUCUGUAUCUGAAGAGAAUGAAGUCAAUAACCAGGAGUCUUCUGCAUCAUUGGCAAAGAUUGUUUUUAUUUUGAAGCUCUUGACUGAGAUUAUCUUGAUGUAUGCUUCAUCUGUUCAUGUUCUACUCCGGAGAGAUGUUGAAGUUAGCAGUUGCAAGGGUACUCCACAACGUGGUGCUGCAGAUUACUGCACCAGUGGUAUAUUUCACCAUAUUCUUCAUAAAUUUCUUCCAUAUUCGAGGAAUUCUAGAAAGGACAAGAAAACAGAUAUUGACUGGAGGCAUAAAUUGGCAAGCAGGGCUGGCCAGUUUUUGGUGGCAACUUGUGUUCGCUCCACUGAGGCAAGGAGGAGAGUCUUUACAGAGAUCAGUUAUAUUUUGAAUGACUUUGCUGAUUCUUCUGAAGGCUUUAGGCCUCCAGGAAGUGAUAUCCAGGCUUUUAUUGAUCUGCUCAAUGAUGUUAUGACUGCUCGCUCGCCUACAGGUUCAAAUAUAUCAGCAGAGGCUUCUGUUACUUUCAUAGACAUUGGUCUGGUUCAGUCAUUGACUCGAACUCUUCGUGUGUUGGACCUGGAUCAUGCCGAUUCACCAAAGAUUGUUACAGGACUUGUAAAGGUUCUGGAGUUGGUGACCAAGGAACAUGUCCAUGCCGCCGAGUCUAAUACUGGGAGGGGUGAGAAUUCGUCUAAACCUCCCGAUCAUAGUCAAGCUGGAGUAACGGAUAAUAGUGGUAACAUAUUGCAGUCCAUGGAAACUACUCCUCAAUCUAAUCUGAAUUCGAUGCCAACUGAGCACAUUGAGUCUUUUGGUAGUGUGCAGAAUUAUGGUGGAUCCGAAGCUGUCACUGAUGAUAUGGAACAUGACCAAGAUAUCGAUGGAAGUUUUGCUCCUCCUAGUGAAGAUGAUUACAUGCAUGAAACAUCUGAGGACAACAGGGGUCUUGAAAAUGGCCUUGACACUGUAGGGAUAAGAUUUGAAAUCCAGCCCGAUAUACAAGAGAAUCUUGAUGAAGACGAUGAUGAUAUGUCAGGGGAUGACGGAGAUGAAGGAGAUGAAGAUGAAGAUGAAGAUGGGGAUGAUGAUGAUGAGGAGCACAAUGAUCUGGAAGAAGACGAAGUCCAUCACCUAGCGCAUCCAGACACGGACCAAGAUGACCAUGAAAUUGAUGAAGAGUUUGAUGAGGAGGUGAUGGAGGAAGAGGAUGAGGAUGAUGAGGAUGAGGAGGAUGGAGUUAUACUUAGGCUUGGGGAGGGAAUGAACGGGAUAAAUGUGCUUGACCAUAUUGAGGUACUUGGUAGAGAUCAUAGGUUUUCCAGUGACACUCUCCAUGUGAUGCCUGUCGAAGUUUUUGGCUCCAGACGCCAAGGGCGUACUACAUCAAUCUACAAUCUUCUGGGCAGAAGCAGUGACAAUGCUGUCCCCUCACAGCAUCCACUUUUAGUGGAACCUUCUUCCUCACUACGCACAGUUCCUCCCAGACAAUCAGAGAAUUCUCGUGAUGUUUUCUCUGAUAGGAGCUUGGAAAACGCCUCAUCACGAUUGGAUUCAAUUUUCCGAUCACUCAGGAAUGGACGUCAUGGGCACCGAUCCAGCUUGUGGGCUGACAAUAACCCGCAAAGUGGUGGAUCAAAUGCAUCUGCUAUUCCGCAAGGACUUGAAGAUUUGCUUGUUUCCCAUUUGAGGCGACCAAGCCCUGAGAAACCCUCUGACCCGAACACAAUGGUGGAAUCUCAGAGUAAAGUUGAGGUCAAUCAGUUCCAUGAAUCAGCUGAGACGAUGCCUGAAACCCCUGCCGAAAACAAUGGGAACAGUGGAGGCAGUUAUGUACCUCCUACCUCUUCUGCAGGACUGGAUAGCUCUGGCAGAGCUGAUAUCAGACCUCUGGCAAGCCAAUCUCUACAUGGAAUAGAUGCAUCGGCUGCACAGGCUCAAUCUGUUGAGAUGCAGUUUGAGCACAAUGACUCUGUCGUGCGGGAUGUUGAAGCAGUGAGCCAAGGAAGUAGUGGAAGUGGGGCAACUUUAGGGGAGAGCCUUCGGAGUCUGGAUGUUGAAAUUGGAAGUGCUGAUGGUCAUGAUGAUGGUGGGGACAGGCAAGGUUCUGCUGAUACUCGUCUAAGAAGAACAAAUGCGACAUUUGUGAAUAAUACAACACCAGUUGGUGGUAGAGAUGCAUCCCUUCACAGUGUUAUGGAAGUUGCAGAAAGUCCCAGUCAAGAAGCAGAGCAGGGUGGUCCAGUUGAAGAGCAUCAACACAAUGGUGGCGAAGAUCCUGGGCCGAUUGACCCUGCAUUUCUUGAUGCACUUCCUGAGGAGUUACGUGCCGAGGUUCUUUCCGCUCAACAUGGUCAAGCAGAACAGCCUUCAAAUGCUGAACCCCCAAAUACUGCAGAUAUCGAUCCCGAGUUUCUUGCAGCACUUCCCCCAGACAUCCGGGAAGAAGUUUUAGCACAACAAAGGGCACAAAGGCUGCAUCAGUCACAGGAACUGGAGGGUCAACCUGUUGAAAUGGACACUGUCUCAAUAAUUGCUACAUUUCCUUCAGAAUUACGAGAAGAGGUUCUUUUGACAUCCUCUGAUGCUAUUCUUGCAAAUCUCACGCCUGCCCUUGUUGCGGAGGCAAAUAUGUUACGUGAACGGUUUGCUCGUCGUUAUAAUCGAACACUCUUUGGUAUGUACCCCCGAAACCGUAGGGGUGAGUCUUCUAGGCGAGGUGAAGGUGUGGACCAAGCUAGUGGAAUUACUGGCCGUAGAUCCAUCGGAAGUAAGCCAAUUGACGCUGAAGGGGUUCCUUUGGUCAACACAGAAGAUCUAAAAGCAAUGAUUCGGUUGCUUCGAGUAGUUCAGCCACUUUAUAAGGGUCAGCUGCAGAGGCUUCUCUUGAAUCUUUGUGCUCAUAUUGAAACCAGAACUGCUCUGGUGAAAAUUUUGAUGGACUUGUUGAUGCUUGAUAUGAGAAAGCCUUCCAAUCAUUUGAAUGCUUCUGAGCCUUCAUAUAGGCUGUAUGCUUGCCAAAGUCAUGUGAUGUAUUCUCGCCCUCAAUUUUUUGAUGGUGUUCCUCCUUUGGUGUCUCGGCGUGUUCUGGAAACUCUCACAUACUUGGCACGAAAUCAUUCUUUUGUGGCGAAGAUUUUACUUGAAUUUAGCCUGCCAAUACCGGCUCCCCAAGCGUCGGAGAAUUCUGAUCAGAGACGGGGCAAGGCUGUAAUGAUUGAAGAGGAUGAUAUUGGAAAAAACAAGCAUCAUGAAGGAUACACGUCUAUUGCACUGCUUUUGAGUCUCUUGCAUCAACCUCUUUAUUUAAGAAGUAUAGCCCAUCUUGAACAGCUGCUGAAUUUGUUAGACGUCAUUAUCGAUAAUGCUGAAGUCAAACCAAGUUCAUCUGAUGAGCCUAAGGCAUCUGCAGCUGAACACUCAUCUGGUCUUCAGUUGUCCACAUCCAAUGCUGAGAUAAACACUGGCUCUGGUGGCAUGUCCUCUUAUUCUGACGCAACAUCGUCUAAGGCCGAUGACACCUCCAAACCAUCGUUCUCUGAUGUAAAUAAAGAGUGCGACACUCAAGCUGUUCUUCUUAACCUACCACAUGCAGAACUUCGACUUAUAUGCUCACUGCUUGCACGAGAAGGUCUGUCAGAUAAUGCAUAUGCUCUUGUGGCUGAGGUAUUGAAGAAGUUGGUGGCUAUUGCUCCUGCUCAUUGUCAUCUAUUUAUCACUGAGCUAGCUGGUGCUGUGCGAAAAUUGUCUAAAUCUGCGAUGGAUGAGUUACACUUAUUUGGGGAAGUAGAGAAAGCACUGCUCAGUACUACAUCCUCUGAUGGAGCUGCAAUUCUCAGGGUUUUGCAAGCAUUGAGCUCCCUCAUUGCUUUAGUUGAUGAGAAGGAAAAGGACCGCCAGAUUGUUCCUGAAAGGGAGCAUGGUGCUGCUCUGCCCCUGAUACAGGACAUCAAUGCAGCUUUGGAGCCUUUGUGGCUGGAACUGAGCACUUGCGUUAGCAAAAUAGAGAGCUAUUCAGAUUCCGCACUUGAUUUGUCAAAGUCAUCUCUAAUUUCCACAUCUGAACCAUCUCGAGUAAUGCCUCCACUUCCUGCGGGUUCUCAGAACCUCUUGCCAUACAUAGAAUCCUUCUUUGUGAUGUGUGAAAAGUUGCAUCCUAGCCAAUCAGGUGCAGGACACGAUUUCGGUGGUGUUGCAGUUUCUGAUGUCGAAGAUGCCUCCAGUUCGGCUGGCCUGCAGAAGACAUCAGGGCCUGUUUUGAAAGUUGACGAAAAACACAUUGCUUUUGUUAAGUUCUCUGACAAGCACAGGAAGCUUCUCAAUGCUUUCAUCCGACAAAACCCCGGCUUGCUUGAGAAGUCUUUCUCACUCCUGCUGAAGGUUCCUCGCUUUAUUGAUUUUGACAACAAACGUUCUCAUUUUAGAUCUAAGAUCAAGCAUCAGCAUGAUCAUCAUCAUAGUCCUUUGAGAAUUUCUGUGAGAAGAGCUUACAUUCUUGAAGAUUCAUAUAAUCAACUGCGCUUGAGGUCAACACAAGAUUUGAAGGGGAGGUUGACUGUUCACUUCCAAGGGGAGGAAGGUAUUGAUGCUGGUGGACUUACCAGGGAAUGGUAUCAGUUGUUGUCCAGGGUUAUUUUUGACAAGGGAGCGUUGCUAUUUACGACAGUUGGCAAUGAAUCAACGUUUCAGCCAAAUCCCAACUCUGUUUAUCAGACCGAACAUCUUUCAUACUUCAAGUUUAUUGGGCGAGUUGUAGGGAAAGCACUUUUUGAUGGACAACUUCUUGAUGUUCAUUUCACCCGGUCUUUCUAUAAGCAUAUACUUGGGGUUAAAGUCACAUAUCAUGACAUUGAAGCCAUUGAUCCCGACUACUUCAAAAACUUGAAGUGGAUGCUUGAGAAUGACAUAAGUGAUGUUUUAGAUCUUACUUUUAGCAUCGAUGCUGAUGAAGAGAAGCUGAUAUUAUAUGAACGGACAGAAGUAACUGAUUCUGAACUGAUCCCUGGUGGGCGGAACAUUCGAGUUACUGAGGAGAACAAGCAUCAGUAUGUUGAUUUAAUUGCUGAGCAUCGGUUAACUACUGCAAUUCGUCCUCAGAUAAAUGCAUUUUUGGAAGGAUUUGGUGAAUUAAUACCUCGGGAUUUGAUAUCGAUUUUCAAUGAUAAAGAACUCGAAUUGUUAAUAAGUGGGCUACCAGAUAUAGAUUUGGAUGAUAUGAGGGUGAAUACAGAGUAUUCUGGGUAUAGUGCAGCAUCUCCUGUCAUUCAGUGGUUUUGGGAGGUUGCUCACGGUUUCAGCAAGGAAGAUAAGGCUCGCCUCUUACAAUUUGUGACUGGCACCUCAAAGGUGCCUUUAGAAGGAUUCAGUGCACUUCAAGGAAUUUCAGGGUCGCAGAAAUUUCAAAUACACAAGGCAUACGGCAGUCCUGAUCACUUGCCUUCAGCUCAUACCUGUUUUAAUCAGCUAGAUUUGCCGGAGUAUCCUUCUAAACAACAUCUAGAGGAGAGACUGCUUCUUGCCAUUCAUGAAGCGAACGAAGGGUUUGGAUUCGGUUAAGGCUUACUAUAGGGUUGUCAAGUGAUCAUGUAGAUAAUAUCAUGUCAAAAAUGUCACGAGAAAGAAAACUGUAAGAUUCAAAAGUAGAUACAUGUUUAUAUACUGUACAGUCUAUGUUUGUCAUUGCAAAUGCUUCUGGCAGUUUUUUAGCUUUGCCAAUCUGCUUAAGUUUACUUUGAACCAUUUUUAUUCUAAUUCUUCAAAAUCUUAUUACUGUUAACAAUCUAGCCAUGUUUCCUUGAUGAAUCAUAAUUAUGAAGUUUAUCCAUGAG